Molecule: messenger RNA, 2491 nt
Organism: Cyprinus carpio (common carp)
Lineage: Eukaryota; Metazoa; Chordata; Actinopteri; Cypriniformes; Cyprinidae
Product: beta-1,4-galactosyltransferase 1-like
Exons: 5
Coding region: 34-852 (272 amino acids)
Biological process (GO): carbohydrate metabolic process; protein N-linked glycosylation
Molecular function (GO): cytoskeletal protein binding; beta-N-acetylglucosaminylglycopeptide beta-1,4-galactosyltransferase activity
Source: RefSeq, a predicted model, not a curated record
UAUUGCUUUUUAAAAAAUAAGUUUUAUGUCUCCAUGAUAAAGCAUGUAAUUUGUGUCUUGGUUCUUCUAGUGGGUCCGCUGCGGGUAGAGUUUUCUGACCCGGUCACCCUAGACCUGGUGAGGUCAGAGAACCCAGCGUUGCAGCCCGGUGGACGGUUUAAACCCACAGACUGCAUCGCCCAGCAGAAGGUGGCAAUCAUCAUCCCCUUCAGGAACCGCGACGAGCACCUGAAGUACUGGUUGUAUUAUCUACACCCCAUCCUCCAGCGCCAGAAACUGGACUACGGCAUCUACGUCAUCAACCAGGACGGCGAGGAUAUCUUCAACCGUGCCAAACUGCUCAACAUUGGUUACGCUGAGGCUUUGAAGGAGUAUGACUACAAUUGUUUUGUCUUCAGUGAUGUAGACCUCAUCCCAAUGGAUGACCGCAACUUCUACAAAUGCUAUAAUCAGCCCAGGCAUCUGUCUGUGUCUAUGGAUAAGUUUGGAUUCAGGUUGCCAUACGUACAGUACUUUGGUGGCGUGUCAUCCCUGAGCAAGGAACAGUAUCUGAAGAUCAACGGCUUCCCAAACAACUACUGGGGCUGGGGAGGAGAAGAUGAUGACAUAUUUAACAGGGUUGCCUCCAAAGGGAUGUCUAUAUCAAGGCCUGAUGGGAUCAUUGGAAGAUGUAGAAUGAUCCGCCAUGAUCGAGACAAACAAAACGACCCCAAUCCACAGAGGUUUGACCGAAUAGCUCACACAAGGGAAACAAUGGCAAGAGAUGGGAUCAAUUCAUUAACAUAUAAGGUUGUUAAAAUUGAGAAAGACCAGCUAUUCACCAAAAUCACAGUGGAUGUGGGAAAACCAUGAUUCCUGCGUAGAGACCAACAUAAAACUGAGUGAAACCGCAGCGCUCGCUGUCGAAACCAAAAGUGCCUUGAUAGUCAAAUGGAUAAUUUUCAAAGUGGAUUCUAUUCUUAAAAAGACACCUAAGUACUAAGAAAUGUUUGUUUUGCCAUCUUUGCACAUGUGAUGGUGAACACAGGGGUCUGGACUCCUUUUGCCCAGUGUAUCAGAACUGUUCGGCUGCUAAAGGAGACACACAAGGGUUUCAGGUUGUCCUCAAGGCGACGGGCCAACCUUGUUCUGUCUCAGACACUUCUGCUGAGGAAGGACUAUAUUUUGAGCCAUUCAAUGAAAGCAGCCAAUUAAAGUAAACUGAUUUGCUGUUGAAAAUAACCUUGUGGACAAAGUAUGCGAGUUGCUGUGUAUGGGAUUAUUUAGUUCAUUUAGUUGUGUGUUUGAAAGAGAAUAUUUAAAGGAUCGAUUUUGUUAAUCAGCAACCUAAGCAAUGUAAAAAAAAAAUUGAAGGUCUACCAAUCAAGGGUUGUGGAUACUGACAAACUGGCAUUUUUUGGGCUGACACAUUUUUGUUUACUUGUAUUAUGCAUUGCAUCUCAUUAUCUCAUUGCUGUACCAAGUUAUUUGUACUUUACAGAGCCUUUUAAAUGAUAUCGCUCUUUGUUAGGAGUGAGAUGUCUGAAUGUAUUGGCCUGCAUGGUUUUUAUCCUCAAGUGCUUGAUGCAUAUUGGACCAUUGUUAUGUUUGCUGGAACACCAAAGUAGCAGCCUUGCAUCUUAAAAGACAUUAAUUUCCUCCCUUCUGUUUGGUGCAUUAUCUUUUUUUGAUUGCAAAUCUAUCCAAUCAAAUGCAGCAUUAUCAGGCCAAGCUUUCAGAUUUGCUCUGUUCCUUUUCAUGGUUUUCGGUCCUUUAUUGCAUUGUGAAUUUCUCAGAUCUAUGCUGGCUAUUAAGGGCACAAGAAUAUUCAAGCUCUCUACUGUAAUGAAAACAUGAAGCCAUUGAGAACUUUGCUGAAUUGACCUGUUGAUACUUGUAGCUUUUUUUUUUCUCUCACAUGUGCUGGUCUGCUCUUAAAUUCUUUUGAACAAAGAAAACUGUGUUUUAUUCUAAAACCUGUGAUUGUGGAAACCAAAAAUGCCUUUCAACUCCGUCAGGGGACGAAAUGCAGACGAAGCAAAUGAAUGUGUGUCAGCUGUUUGCUCAAGUGCUUUUCAAGAUGGCGACUAACAGCCCGUACACAAUGUACUGAAUGUUUAAGUUGCGCCAGCCAAAUUUUUUCCUCUGGGCCGAGCACCCCAAAAGACCCAUAGAUUUUCUUUCCAGUUUAAAAACUCUCCAAUGCCUUAUAAAAAGUCCUUUGCACCAGGAAAGAAAACUACCUCUCCACACGACACGGCACUCGCAAGCAGAAGGGAUUAGCGGCUAAUGCUGUCUCUCAAACCAAAUGCUUUGGCAAAUAAUCUUGGGCUUUUUUCCCUCUUAGGUCAGUUAAAGCAAGGUUUAAAUCUGUUUAGACAAUGGUCUUUGUUUGAGAGCCAGCACAUAAUUAAUUUUCUUUUUUUAAUUCUUUGAUUUGUUAUUUUGACAGUGAACAAUUAAAGUAAUUUGGAAUUAUGGAAAAUAAAUGAUUAAAUUGUGUUUGAUUUCA